Molecule: messenger RNA, 1472 nt
Organism: Sipha flava (yellow sugarcane aphid)
Lineage: Eukaryota; Metazoa; Arthropoda; Insecta; Hemiptera; Aphididae
Product: transmembrane protein adipocyte-associated 1 homolog
Exons: 8
Coding region: 201-1364 (387 amino acids)
Biological process (GO): G protein-coupled receptor signaling pathway
Cellular component (GO): plasma membrane
Molecular function (GO): G protein-coupled receptor activity
Source: RefSeq, a predicted model, not a curated record
CAUGUUGAAAUGAAAUAAGAUAUAAAAAAAUAUUGAAUGAAGUCAUAUUAGGUCUCAUGUUAAUUAAAUAGAAAAUGUUAGGUUUUCUCUACAUCAGUCUUCUUCAGUGUUUAAUUAUACCCUAAGUAUUAUUUACUAGACUGUUUCAGUUUUACUUUAUUAAAAUGUGUGAUUGUGUAAUUAUGUUACUGAUGUAACAUAUGAAAAAUUUAAUAAAUAUGGAAGAUCAGAGUUUAGAAACAAAUAGAUUGCCAAUAGUUCCAAUCUAUAUAAUGGAUAACAAUACUCUUGCAAAUGAAGAACAUGUAUGUAAACUGGUUCUUUACAUGGAAAUACCAAGGAUUAAUGUUCGUGUUUGGGAUGUUGCUAUUCUUAUUCCUAACUUGAUAUUCAUGAUUUAUCUAGUUUCAAAGUUUAGCCGUGCUAGAUUAAAACUCAGAGCUGCUAAUAGCCCAAUAUUUUUUACAUUCUACUGUUUGGUUUUGUUCAAUGUAUUUACAAGUAUAAUGAGAUGCCUGAUUUCAAUGACACUCAAUUUUAGUAAUCUGGCUGCUGAUUCUAUCAAUAUAUUUCUUUGGAUUUUGGUCAAAUGUUUUUUCUUGGCCACUGAAAUGAGUGUAGUAGUCUUCGCUUUAGCUUUUGGUCAUAUGGAAAGUAGAAGCAGCAUAAGAUAUGUACUAAUUACAACUUCAUUUAUAUCAUUAGCUUAUUCAGUUAGUCAAGGAGCUUUAGAAAUAUAUAUGCCAGAUUCCAUUUUUAGAAUUCACUCAAAAGAUUUAAAUUUAUUUGGUCAUGGUGGUGUUUUAUUUUGGUUAAUAAGUUCUGUUAUUUUUACUAUGCUGUACUUGCUCAUAUUGGUAUUGCCUUUGACCAGACUUCGAGAAAAACUUGCAUUACCAGUGAAUCGGUCAUUUUAUGUAUAUGUAUCUCUUCUUGCACUCUUAAAUGGUAUUGGUUCAAUUGGUUGUACAUUUUUGCUUGUAAAAAUUACAGAAGGUCUUUGUAUCGUUGAUGUAACAACAUUCCUGUAUUUUACAUUAUUCACACCUCUAGUCUACAUAACAUUCUUAAGCACAUUCUUUAGUGUUUCACAAUCAAGCAUUAUGUUUUCUUAUAAAGCACAAAAUGAUGAUCGUGUUGAUGAUGAUACUGUAUCAUUACCUCAUCAGCCAUCGUUUUCAUCUUUAAAAACUGACUCUGACUAUAUUUAUCAGACGGAUAAUAUUUACAAUAAUACUCGCUUUUCUGUGAGUGAUAGACAAAUAGCAAAUCCACUUUAUAAUGCUUCAUUACAAAGUCCUGAUAGUAUUACUGGUUAUAGUAUGGAUGAGCAAACUAUUGACAUUGAAGAACAAAAAAAGUAAUAAUAUAUUUAGGAUUAUGAUAUUUUACUGGUGUUCCUGUGUUAGCUUUAUUGUUUUAAUAUUUUUAUUAUUUGUUUAAGUCAAGUAAUAAAUAAUUAUGUAAUUUAA